AUGUCAAAAACACAGUUACUUAAAGCCUUGGUUAACGAACGAUUAGCGAUCGCAGUUUUGGAAAUAUAUGAGGCAGUGGAAAAAACGAUAACUGAAUUCCAAGAGGAGGUGGAACGUACAAAGGAGGACAACGCGCGUCUCCAGAGACUGUUGGACGCGGUGUUGAAACCUGAGAUUAAAUUACAGAGAACAGACGCUCAGCAGUGUCCUGGGGUUUCUGCAGAGUGGGGUUCUGCUGGUGACCAGCCUGGUGCUGGUGAGGAGGACUGUGACGAGCCUGAUGAGGAGGACUGCAGCAUGAAUAAGGAGCAGGCUGAUCACAUGCACGUUAAACAGGAGCAGAAGUGCAGCCAGGAGCAGCUGCUACAGCAAUUCAAGUCUGAAGAAACUGAACUCUUACUGGUUCAUAGCAAUCCAGAAAUGUUCAAUUUUGAAGAUGAACCUCAACUUACACAAUACCAAAUGCAGACAAUUGAACAGGAGGCGACUUUCUGGGCCUCUCCCUUCAGUCAGGCUAUGGGGCAGAUACCACAUGAACCAGAGGAAGAUGACAGAAUACCAGAUCCAAGCAGUCAGUUACUGUUCCCCUCUGCAUAUUCAAGAAAGGCAUCUGAGGAUGUCUCCAGCCAUUUAGAAUGCAGUGAUGUGGACCAAUCUAACACAAUUGAGCCUUCAUACCCCAGUGCCCUACAAUCUAGGAAAAAACAUGGGUCACUCACUGCAGUGGACAAGAAGACCUCCAUCCAUGUUCUGCCGAUGUCACAGGGAAGAGGCGGCCCAAUAUACAGUAAAAAACAGUACUGCCUGUACUGCUGUAGGCCAUAUUCUAAAAUAUCUAGACACCUUGAACAUGUGCAUUGUAACGAGUCAGAGGUGGCAAAGGCAAUUCAAUUUCCAAAGAAUUCCAAGGAAAGAAGACUCCAUUUGAACUAUCUCAGAAAACGAGGCAACUUUGCCCAUAAUACAGAUGUUUGCAGAAAAGGGUCUGGACAAAUGAUAGUCUGUCAACGACCAAGGCGGAGCAUGGAAGCCAAAGAUUUCAUUCACUGUGUUUAUUGCAGAGGCCUUUAUUCCAAGAAGUUCUUGUGGAAACAUGUGAGGCACUGCCAACUCAAAAACAAUGAUGAUGCAAACUGUCAACCCAAAAAAUCCUGGAAUGGAAGAAAAAAAGGUAGAAAACAAUCUCAGGCUGCUGCUAGACUAAACGUCUCAGAGAUCAGUGAAGCCGCUGGACCAUCUAUCACUGCAUGCUUGACUGCAUCCACAAAAGAGGAUAAAGGUUCACCCAGAUGGUUCAAGAAAAAAUGGGAGGUGAAUGAGGUAACAGCCAUCGAGAGACACAUGAUGAGGUUCAUCACCAGACACAAACUGCCUGGUAAGAAAGACUGUCUCCAGUGCAUUAAAGAAGAGCCAGAUGUUCUUCAGAACAGGACAUGGGUGAUUGUCAAGAAUUAUGUGAGAAACAGAAUCACUGCUCUACAGAAAAACGCCAAAUUAGAGUAAUGAUGUCUGACAGAAAUGUGAUAGCAUUCACUAAGGUAGAGGAUACUGAAGUAAUUGUGAUGGAAAUUAUUGUUAUUAUUCAUCUUCCCUUAAAACCCUUCUAUUGUCAGGUGUAGUUGAGUAAUGAGAAAUUGGACCCAAUGUUAUUGUGACCCAAAGAUAAUAGGUGUUAAUAGGAGAGUUAACUGAAUGUACAGUUUAUAUAUUAUACUGGUAAACUGUUCAUUUAAAAGGCACUGACAACAUUGAUGUCCUGCAAAUAGAAUUUAGAGAGAAUGAUUUGAUAGCAUGCUUUUACCACAUGCUUCCAUUGCUACAGUGAUGUUACUGAUGAUACUAUCAUAGAUCAGUAGCAAAUGAUGUCAUUUAAGGAUACAUGCAAUACAAAAGAUAAAUGUAUUUUAAAUUUAGCAUUCCAGUAAUUGAACAUGAUUGCACAUCUGAUGGGAAUAAAUUGUUGAAUUAAACAUGUGUUUGAGUCUUCUGACCCACA
Molecule: messenger RNA, 1996 nt
Organism: Osmerus eperlanus (European smelt)
Lineage: Eukaryota; Metazoa; Chordata; Actinopteri; Osmeriformes; Osmeridae
Exons: 4
Coding region: 1-1503 (500 amino acids)
Source: RefSeq, a predicted model, not a curated record